UCAGCCGCGUCUAGGCCGGGGCGGGUCGCCAGGUGAGCGCGCCCCGGCGCUCGAACUGCGUCGCUGGCGACCCUGCACCCACCCGGCCGUCUCCUGGCCAUGGAGCAGCGCGCAGGGGGCGCUGCGGACCCUAGAGGGAGCAGAGGAGGCCCCGGCGUGCCCCCGCGCGCAGGCCCCAGUGCCCGUCAGCUCCUGGCGCGGCUGGACGCGCGCCCCCUGGCGGCCCGAGCUGCAGCCGAUGUGGCGGCGCUGGUGCGCUGGGCCGGCGCCUCAUUGCGCCUGCGCCCCAAGGAGGCUGUCAGCUUGCUGGAAUCUGCGGACAUCGAGGUCACGGACAGUCGUCUGCCUCAUGCACCUCUUGUAGGACACCAGACCCAGCAUCAUCGGUCAGAGACCCUGAGUAGGAGUAAGGUGCCACCCAUAGUGACCCAGGAUGAGGCACGUUGUGCUUCGAAGCCGUCCCAGGCCUCUGGUCGGUUCUGUGUGGAGCUGAUCCGUGGUUCUGAAGGCUUCGGCCUCUCCUUCAGUGGGGGCCGAGAUGUUGUGGCUGGGGAUGCUCCGCUGGCAGUGCGUGGGCUACUGGAAGAGGGGCCAGCACAGCGCUGCGGUCGUUUGCAGGCCGGCAACCUCGUGCUUCAUAUCAAUGGGGAGCCCACGCACGGCCUCACUCACGCCCAAAUCGUGGAGCGGAUCCGGGCUGGCGGCCCCCGCCUCCACCUCGUGGUCCGCAGACCGCAUGAGACCCACCCCGGCAAGCCGGAGAGGAUGGAAGGGCCUGGAAAAGGAGAUGGCAGCAUAGAUCCUGGGGGGCCGAAGGUGACGAAGUCUUGCAGCGCCAGCGCUUCCCCACUUCAGUACCCCGGGUCCCAGACGACAUCCAAGACCCGGGGCAGCCCCAAGCCCAGCCAAGAGGCGGCUACCGAAGGCGCUGCUGUUCCUCCUGAGCACCGCACAGAGGACCUGGACGACCAGAGCUCGGGUUCCCCAGGACCCUGGCUGGUGCCGAGCGAGGAACGUCUCUCGCGGGCCCUGGGGGUCCCCGGGGGCUCCCGGCUAGCUCUGGAGAUGGCAGCCGGUAGGCGUAGUCACUAAGCAUGCAUCAGACGGCUCUGUGCUCACUUGGGACGGCCCAUCCCGGUCAGGCGUGCCCCACCUGCCGCGCCCUAGCAUCUCUGGGAGAGCCACUGACCAGCCCGCUCUCCCCUCCCGGCGUCAGUGGUACGGCCCUCCCUGACUGACCAGCCCUAAGCUUAGUGUCCCGGGCGGGGGAAGCAAUAAAAUGGUUCGAUCCA
This is a messenger RNA of Choloepus didactylus (southern two-toed sloth), 1292 nucleotides long. It is a transcript of the gene MAGIX, whose product is annotated as MAGI family member, X-linked. The coding region runs from base 100 to 1092 and encodes 330 amino acids. Gene Ontology annotation, molecular function: protein binding. The transcript is spliced from 6 exons. Lineage: Eukaryota; Metazoa; Chordata; Mammalia; Pilosa; Megalonychidae. The record is from RefSeq and is a predicted model, not a curated record.